UGUUCUUUUUGUGUUUACGUGCUACUCGUGGAGCUGUUUGCUCCUCUUCUCCACGUAAAAUAUUGCAAGGAUUUUGUGUAAUUGGACAGAUAAAUCAUUUUUAUCAUGGAGUACAUGAAUUCUAGUGAUGGCUCUUCGAUGAGCUCAAGUGGAGUGAUGAAAAAUAAAAUCCUCUGCUGUGAAUGCGGAACUCCCAUCGAGCCCAACCCGUCCAAUAUGUGCGUGGCCUGUCUGCGCACUCAUGUGGACAUCACAGCAAACAUUCCCAAACAGGCCGUUGUUUUCUUUUGCCGAAAUUGCGAACGUUAUCUGAACCCUCCAAGCGAAUGGGUGCAGUGCACAUUGGAAUCGAAGGAACUGUUGUCAGUGUGCCUGAAGCGUUUGAAAGGAUUGAAGGAAGUUAAACUAGUCGAUGCUGGAUUUGUAUGGACGGAGCCCCACUCCAAAAGAAUAAAGGUAAAGCUCACGGUUCACGGCGAAGUUAUGGAUGGAGUGGUGCUGCAGCAGGUGUUUGUGGUGGAAUUCACCGUCAACAAUCAGAUGUGCGAUGAUUGCCACCGGACCGAAGCGAAGGAUUUCUGGCGGUGUUUGGUGCAGGUUCGCCAAAAAUCCAUCAACAAGAAGACGCUUUUCUAUUUGGAACAGAUGAUCUUGAAGCACAAGGCUCAUGAGAAUACACUCGGUAUCAAGCCAUCGCCCUCGGGAGGAUUGGAUUUUUACUACGCCACAGAUGCCCAUGCUAGGAAAAUGGUCGAUUUUGUACAGGCAGUCCUUCCGGUUAAGGUGACCAAUUCGAAAAAGCUGAUUUCGCAUGACAUUCACAGCAAUUCUUACAAUUACAAAUAUUCAUAUGCGCUGGACGUUGUGCCGAUUUCAAAGGGAAGUCUUGUUUGCUUGAACAAAAAGCUCCAACAGCAACUGGGCCACAUUUCACCAAUCUGUUUGGUGACUAAAGUGGCUAAUGCAGUUCACUUGAUGGAUCCCCGAACUGCUCAGAUUGCCGAAGUUCAGAAUAUGGCGUUUUGGAAAAAUCCAUUCGAGGCCAUUUGUAAUCCUAAGCAAAUGAUUGAGUUCAUCGUGAUGGACAUUGAAAUCGUUCGCGAUAACGAGAAGAAAAAUUUCCCGGGACAGGGUCCGGUUUCAUUCCGUCAUGUACUGGCCGAUGUUUGGGUUGUAAAGGCUUCCGAGCUGGGAAUAAACGAAAACACUAUCCAUACAAGGUCCCAUUUGGGACACUUGCUAAAGCCUGGCGAUUCGGUCAUGGGCUACGAUUUGCAGGAUGCUAACAUCAACAACGCUGAUUUUGAAAAGCUGAAGCAGGACGUUGUUCCGGAUCUGCUGCUGAUUAAAAAAUACUACGAUAAAUCCGCUAGAAAGCAGACGAGAAACUGGAAGCUGAAGCAUCUGACCGAAGAUGUCGCCUUGGACACGGAUAUCGAGAACGACUACAACGAGUUUCUGGAGGAUUUGGAGGAAGAUCCAGAUUUGCGGCAAAAUGUUAACAUUUUCAAGGACAAUUCUAAGGUCAUUCCGGUGGAUGUGAACGAUAUGCCGGAUCCAUCGGUGCCCCGAAUCACGUUGGAGGAAAUGUUGGACGACUUGGUUCUGGACGAUGUCGAAAUGACCGAAGAGCAGUAACAAAAUCAUUGCUACACAUCUAAUAUGUAAGUGAUUAUUGUUGACACAUUUUUCUUGUAAUUUCAAAACGGUACAGAAAAUACAAUGAAAAGUGUACCAAACGGUAACAAA
Messenger RNA from Aedes albopictus (Asian tiger mosquito), 1749 nucleotides. RefSeq names its product 60S ribosomal export protein NMD3 (gene Nmd3). Lineage: Eukaryota; Metazoa; Arthropoda; Insecta; Diptera; Culicidae. The coding region runs from base 106 to 1638 and encodes 510 amino acids. Gene Ontology annotation, cellular component: cytoplasm; nucleus. The record is from RefSeq and is a predicted model, not a curated record. Gene Ontology annotation, biological process: ribosomal large subunit export from nucleus. The transcript is spliced from 2 exons. Gene Ontology annotation, molecular function: ribosomal large subunit binding.